AAUGCCCCAUGUGGUUUGCAGUAGUGAACUGAAUGUCUUGUUAUACGGGCGUCUCUGCACUGUAGCAACACUGAACUCUCUUUUGAACAUGUCAUACUGUAGAUCGGAAGGAAAAGAUCAGAUUAUAUUUGUGACAAAAGAAGAUCAUGAUACUCCGAGCAAGGCUUUGAUCAGUCUAAGUCCUGAUGAGGAUGAGGAACCAGGUUUGAUUUUACCAAAUGGGGACAUUAACUGGGAGUGCCCGUGUUUGGGAGGGAUGGCAAGUGGACCCUGUGGCGUGCCUUUCCGGGAGGCAUUUUCCUGUUUUCAUUACAGUGAGGCUGAUCCUAAGGGGUCAGAUUGUUAUGAGCAGUUUAAGCAAAUGCAAGACUGUAUGAGCUCCUACCCUGAUGUGUAUCCCUCCAAGGACGAGGAGGAGGAUGAAAACAUUGCAGAAAAACAGGAAGCAGAUGCCUCAGAGACAACAGAGACUGAAAGAGACAAUAUGAUAGAGUCUGAACAAUCAAAACAGUCCACAGUGGAUGUGUCAAAGUCAUGACAAACAAAAGGCACCAUGUGAUUUUUUUUUUUAUUAAUAUGCCAAGAAAGACACCAGAGUACAUGUCCUGAGAUAAAUUUGUGCACAUUCAUUUAGUGUGAGUCAUUACUACAAAGUAGACUGUGGGCAGUGAAGCUUUUAAAUAUCUUAUUAUUAGAGACAGAAGUAUGCGCCAACUUUAAAUGUUUAGCCAUAGGUCGAUAGCUUGAAAAUUGUUAUCUGUGUGAUUAUGUGAUCGAUUUGAGCAAACACAACUUGUUUUGAUGUAAAUAUUACGUAAUAUUUACUAUACAUCUGACAAAGGUGAAUUGUAUGUGUGAUUUAUUGGUAGAGAAAUGGAAGCACAGUGAUUCUAUUCAAAAAUGGGUUAAGAUUUGUUUACCCUUCUGACAAUCUGAAUCGAGUUCACUGACCUCUCAAUUCAUUAUGGCUUAAGUGCCUUAUCUCAUAAGGACCGUGUGUUAUUUGCAUAGUCUAUGGUACAUUAAAGUACAUUAAAGUUCUGAGUUAUUGUUUAUUCCAGAAUUUCUCUAUAGUUUAUAUUUAAAAAAAAAUAUUACCUUCAAAUAGAAGAAUAUGUCCUUGUUUUACUUGCCUAGCCAUUUUCAGCUUCUGCUUUUAAGUGAUGUGAGUUUGAUCCAUCAAGUGAUCCAAGUACCAGAUUAA
Molecule: messenger RNA, 1204 nt
Organism: Liolophura sinensis
Lineage: Eukaryota; Metazoa; Mollusca; Polyplacophora; Chitonida; Chitonidae
Product: mitochondrial intermembrane space import and assembly protein 40-like
Exons: 3
Coding region: 2-538 (178 amino acids)
Biological process (GO): protein import into mitochondrial intermembrane space
Cellular component (GO): mitochondrial intermembrane space
Molecular function (GO): protein-disulfide reductase activity
Source: RefSeq, a predicted model, not a curated record